GGGGCGUGGGUUCGAAUCCCACCGCUGCCAUAACCCUUUUCGUUAUGUGGCUGUUAAAUUUUACUCCCUAAACAUUUAUGUGGGAAAAUUGUUGACUUUUGGUUUCCAGCGGUUAGAAUAUUCCACAGUGAACAGAGAAAAUUUGCAUUUUGAAGCCGCUCUGCAUCAUGGUCCUGGGCUCCUCCCCACGUGUCUGUGUGGAUCGUACAGUCAACAUGGUUAGACUCACACCACACGAGCAGACUUCAGCAGCGGUAGCUACAGUAAGACGUUAGACCCCUGCUGCCUACUUCAUUUCCGGACAGUUCUUACACGGAUGUGGUGACCAAAACGAGAUAUCGUCGAAGUGAGCAGAUUGGAUCUUCUGGAUCAGCUGCCACUCCCUUUGCACAUCUCUGGCAUCUCCGCUCCUCGUUUGCUGACAUCAAUAUGGCUAGCGGGGAUGAUGAUGAUCCGGUUAUAGAAGAGAUUGAUGUAUACCUUGCCAAAAGCCUUGCAGAUAAACUCUAUCUUUUCCAGUAUCCUGUUCGACCUUCCAUUAUGUCCUAUGAUGAUGUCAACCACUUGUCAGCCAAGAUCAAACCCAAGCAGCAAAGGGUGGAGUUGGAAAUGGCCAUGAAUACCACAAGUCCCAACUACUGUCGUAGCAAAGGAGAACAAAUAGCUUUCAAUGUUGACGGCACCGGUUACGAUGACAGCAACACCUAUGCAUCGAAGUUGAUGGACAAGCAGACCUUCUCCUCAAUCCAGGCCACCACCAACACAUCCAGAUAUGCUGCUGCUGUGUUUCGUAAAGGUGAACUUCACAUCACACCUCUUACUGGAAUUCUGCAGAUGAGACCGAGCUUCUCUUACCUGGACAAGGCUGACAACAAAACGAGGGAGAGGGAGGCAGCCAAUGAAGGUGGAGACUCGUCCCAGGAUGAAGCUGAGGAGGAAGCCAAAGCCAUCACUGUGAGAUUUGCACGUCCCGAGUCUGAACAGGCUCGACAGAGGAGGAUUCAGUCGUACGAGUUCCUCCAGAAGAAACAAGCAGAGGAGCCUUGGAUUCACCUGCAGUACCAUGCGGCCAGGGACAGUCGCUCAGAGCAUGAAAGGCAGUAUCUCUUCUGUCAGUCUGUGGACGCCUCUCAGAACUCUGAGCUGGUGAAAACUCCCAAGGAGUACCUGGACAUGCUGAUGCCACCGCUCACAGAGGAGAAGUUUGUAAAGCCUGUCGGUCCCAGUAAUGUGUUGUCCAUGGCUCAGCUCCGUACGCUGCCACUGGGAGACCAAGUCAAGACCCUGAUGAAGAACGUCAAGGUGAUGCCCUUUGCUAAUCUCAUGGGACUUCUCGCCUCGGGCACAGACUCAACCUCAGUUCUGCGCUGCAUCCAGCAGGUGGCACUACUAGUCCAGGGAAACUGGGUUGUUAAGAGUGAUGUUCUGUAUCCUAAAAACACCUGCAGUCCUCUCAGUGGUGUCCCUGCUGAGGUCCUCUGUCGUGGCAGAGACUUUGUGUUGUGGAGAUUCACUCAGGAGCGAUCGGUUAUGAGAAAGGAAAUUGCAUCAGUAAUCAAGCUUCCUCCAGAGGAUGUGAAGGAGUUCCUGGAGCACGUGUCUACACCUCGGGUUAACCGGGGCUGGGAGUUUCUGUUGCCUACUGAUGUAGACUUCAUUAAGAAACACCAAGACAUUGCUCACAGGCAACACAUGCUGUGGCUUGGCAUCCAGAGCAAGUUGGAGAAGGUCUUUAAUUUCUCUAAGGAAGACUUUAUGCCAAAUAACUCUCCUCAGCCUGAGCCCAUCCAAGUAAGUGGAGAGCAGCGUUUAAAGAUGGCCCAAGAGCGAGCUCAGGAGAACCAGUCGUCUUUGCAGAAGGACCUGGAUGCCAGAAAGGCAGGGAACGGUGGCCACAUUCAACAUGAGCUAAUGGGGGACACAGAUGUGGAGGCUAUGGACACGUCUUCCUCCAUUCCCAACGGUUCGGUUAAUGGAUACUCCAGUGGCAGCCCGCCAGAUCACGCUAACGGCACUACGCCAUCAUCCGAGCUGCAGGAAUUUGUGACAAAGACUUUCAGGAAGCACUUUGUAUUGACGCUGAAUGAAUUUAAAAGGCUAUUAAACCUCCACCUGGCUUCCAUGCCAGCAGGAUGGAACGUCUUCCCCUCUGUGUCGGACCACAUGCUACAGGAUGCUAUGCUGCUCUGCCACUGCAAACAGAUAUUGGUGCCUUUUCCUUCCCAGAGCACACUGGCCCUCGAUGAACAGAAGGUGUUUGGUUUGUGGGAAACUGGAGAUGACUUUGAUCAACACCGUCGACUGCUGUACGACGUGUUCACCAGAAACUACAGGAUAAAGAGAAACUUGAUUCAAGCCAGACUGACACAGGAGCUUGGAGACGCCCCUAAAGCUGACAUUGACAGGCUGCUCAAGGAAUGCUGUAUCUGCCAUGCAGGGAUGUGGUACUUGAAGGGAACAGUACAGUCCUGACGUCGACUUGCUGCCCCUGGUGGCCACCGUUAGCCAAACAAAUCCCCUCCGGACUGUCCAGUGGGAAGGCAGUGGGACAGAUGAGAGCCAUCACAGCUUGUCCUGCUCUGAGGGCGGGGGACUGACUGACUGAAAGUUGUCAGCCACCUGCUCUGCUCAGAUCAUUAAGCUUAAUUAAAGCACUUCAGACUUUAACAUAAGCUGUGAAAUGUCACAAACGUUUGGAACAUAAAAUAAUAAUAUUUAAAAGCAAAAAUAUGAAGAAGUGACCACACAGACAGUUCAUCAGUUCCUGUUUGGCUUUCAGACCUAAUGCUAAUCCUAAUGCUCCUAAAGUAUUUUUGAAUUUUACUUUUACCAGCUCAAGAUGAUGUUUACUUUGGAAGCAGUCAUGGCUUUCAUUUAACUUCAUUUGUAUAUUGCCAGUAAACCUGUUUUACUUCAUCAUCAAAGUUAUUAUUGGUAAAAUCUGUUAGUUCUUUAACCGCUGCUUUCACUCCUUUAUUUUGGAUAUUCAACCUGUUAUUGAACAGAUGAGCUGUAGAGAUGGUUAAAUACAAUUAUGAAUCAACAAACAUGUAACCAGAAGAAAUAAAACAAUAUCACUUAGUGUUUUGCAAUAAAUGAUGGACAAACUACCUUAGGAAAUGUCUGUCUGUUUUAAUUGAAACUUAAAAAUGGGAUUUAAAAAGCAGGUUGAAAGGUGGGUGUGAGGUUUGACUUUCCUGGUUAAAUGUAUUUCGUUUGAGAUGGAUUACUUUUGUUAGAGAAGCUGUGGUGCAUGGUUUAGAGAAGAACCACUAAAAACUGCAUUUUGGAAUAAAAUUAUGUUGACGGUUUAUGAAAUGGUUUUCUUUAUACAAACUUCUCAAUAAGUCAAUGGUGAUACAUCGCUUGCGGGGAAAUGUAUUAAUUUGCCCCCAAGGAUUGUUAGGAUUGUUCAUUGACUAUAAACUCUGACUGAUGUGACGUCACAGCGCGCAACAAUGUAUCGGCACAUUAAAACAAAAAUGACUGGGAAGUAGAAGACAAAUACACGGUGUUGUCAAGUCUUGACUAGUUAGUGGAAAGAAUAUAAUAAAAAAAUGCCGAUAAUUUAUUUUAUCAAGAUGCAUGUUUGAUUGAAGAUCUAAAUGUUAUUAAGAAACUUCUCAUAUGUUCUUUAAUUCUGUUUUUAUUUAAAUUUUUAUUUGUACACUGAUCUAUAAGUUCUUUAACAUUAACGAUGAAAUUUACGUCAUUUCCUCUACCUGGUUUGCGCAUGCGUAUCAAAGGUUUUAAAGUUAUAACGCAAACAAACAUUUGGUCGUCGUCGAGUUUUUGCGGACGUAACGAGGGGAAAAAUCACUUUUUACCAAACUUUUUACGUUUAAACUACAUAAUGAAGCAGUUUUGUGUGAUGUUCAAUGUCAUUUUAUGGACAGUAGUUCGUUAGUAUUUUUUUCGAUAAACUUUUUUUGACGGCAAGUUAACCUGCUAGCAUGUGUUUAGUUCUGCAGUCCAGCGUUAUCAUCUCUGUGUACAGUCCUGAAAAGACAAAGGUUUGAAAAACCGAAAGUGGGUGAGCCAAACAACACUGAAGCAUGGCAGUGGUACUACAGUGUGGUUGGGGACAAGCUAUGGUGGAUACCUGGUGGCAAACAGGUGGAGAGGACUUGUGAACACAGCAUCUGGCCAGGUAGAGUGAAGGAGCAACUUUAUUUGAGGCAGAUCACUUGUUUGCUGGACUUUGAGGAUCAAUCGGCUCCAUACUGAAGGACCACUGCGCUCGGCUGGUACAUCUCCAUUACUUGGUCAUGAUCUAAACCCAAGACGCACAUUUUAAAAACGUGUGCACAGAGAAGUUGGGGGGGAAAUAAAACCAAAUCGCA
Molecule: messenger RNA, 4343 nt
Organism: Cynoglossus semilaevis (tongue sole)
Lineage: Eukaryota; Metazoa; Chordata; Actinopteri; Pleuronectiformes; Cynoglossidae
Gene: polr3e
Product: polymerase (RNA) III (DNA directed) polypeptide E
Exons: 24
Coding region: 430-2472 (680 amino acids)
Biological process (GO): tRNA transcription by RNA polymerase III
Cellular component (GO): nucleus; RNA polymerase III complex
Source: RefSeq, a predicted model, not a curated record